AUGCAGGCGCCCGUCGCCACGACAAGCAGCAGCAAGUGGCCGAAGCUGUGGGAGGGCCAGACUCUCAAGGGAGAAGCAACCAAAGCGGUCGAUCCCUCCGCUAGCUGGUUCGUUCGCCACAGGCGGCUCGUAGGCUUCGUUGUCCCGGGCCUGAUCGCGCACAUCAUCUGGUGGAGCUACGCCGCCACGCACCCGUCGACCUUCGACCUCUUCACCGAUGUCACUGCGGACACGCCCAACUGGUACAUGUGUGUCACCAUGGCCUUCGGGUCGAUGGUCGCAGGGGCCACAAGCGAGGGAGGCGCGUCGGUGGCCUUCCCGAUCAUGACCCUGGCGUUCGGCAUCGCCCCAAUAGUGGCCCGGGACUUCAGUUUCAUGAUCCAGAGCGCCGGCAUGACCGCCGCCGCGGCAACUAUCGUCAUAAUGCAGGUGCAAGUCGAGAUGCACUCCCUGCUGUGGGCCACCGUGGGAGGCGUGGCCGGCAUCAUCCUGGGGCUGGAGGAGGUUGCCCCGAGGCUGGAGCCGGCGUACUCCAAAAUGUUCUUCGUCUCCACCUGGGCCGCGUUCGCGUGUUCGCUCUUCUGGCUUAACCGGCUCAUGGGCCGCCGAGUGUUCCUCUCCAUCCCCAACUGGGAGGAAGGCGUCCUCUGGGAGGUGGAACUCCCUGCGGUCAAGCUCGGAGUCUCCGUGAACUGGAAGGCGUGCGUGCUCUUCCUGUGCGGGUUCGUGGGGGGCAUCUUCAGCGCCAUUUCCGGCAGCGGCAUCGACAUCUGCACGUUCUCGAUCCUCACGCUCCUCUUCCGGGUAACCGAAAAGACGGCCACUCCCACCAGCGUCGUGCUCAUGGCCAUCAACACCCUCGUCGGCUUCAUGUACCGGCAGCUGGCCAUGGGAGGCGUCGAGCCCGAGGCUGUCAGGUUCUUCACCGUCUGUGUUCCCGUCGUCGUUAUCGGCGCUCCGCUUGGUUCUCUGCUAGGGUCCCACCUUCACCGCCUGGUGCUGGCGGCUAUGAUCUACAUCACGGACGGCGUGCAGUUCAUCGGCGCCCUCGUCAUCGUGAGGCCGUGGUCGUACCACAGGACGACCACCCCGCUGAAGCUGUCGCUCUCCUCGGCCGCAAUCCUUGUAGUCGGCAGCAUCGUCUUUUACCUCCUCGCCAGAACGGGCGGCCGUCUGCUUGACAACUUCGAGAGCCGGGAGAAGGCGGCCAUCGAGCAGUCAGGAGACGAGAAGGUGGCCGGAGGCAGGAGUGCGGGUGGUUACUCCCACCAGAUUCACAGGACCCCUGGAGGUUCCGCCGCGGUGUAGGGGUUAUUUGGUGGGCCACCCGACCCGCAGCAGUCUUGUCCGCGCACUGGCUGCGAGGGUGGGAAAGGGCUGCGGGAGAAACAUCAGAAAGUCACGCGUGGACAUGAAGGCCACGCCAUGUGUUGUGCUUGUGGUGUUCGGCCAAUCCAACGGUGUUGCAGGUUGAGGGCGGUAGUCGGAGUGCGCUUGGUUGGAAGCGUUCGCUGCUGUUGGUGCUUAGAUGCGGCGAUGGUUAUGUCUUGCUUUUGUUUGGAGUUUGAUUGCCAUGUGUUGUGAUUGCGUGUGGGGCCUAGGCGUGUGCCAGCGACACACGUGAGUCGUGCAAUAGCGGUGAUAUAUGAAUGCUAGCGUGCAGUGUGUAGUGGUUUGGAGACCAUGCACUUGCGCGUGCGUUGUCUUGUUUGGGGAUUUGUAGGGGUGCUUUCCGUUCGGUGAGCAACACCGAGCAGCAGCAGCAACAUGGAGAAUACACCGAAACUUUAGCAGCAACACGUACAGUGUUGGCCCUCCCACUUUGUACAUUCGUUUGGCAAUCGACCGUCUAUCGUCGAGGCUGUGUAACUUGAGCGGUGCCCUGCGUCUCCUCACCGUCCAUGGUUGUUUCGUUGCUUUAAUCGUGUUUUCGGAGUUCGUCCUCACGGGGCCCCCUGCAGAUUGGAGGCGGCAACCACCCCGCGUUCCGUCAGGCGUAACAUUCUGAGAGUGAGAUGUAAUGUGACUGGGAGGCGGGAGUGUGUACACCGACGAAGUUGCCACAGAACAUUAACCUCUCUUGCGUGCUGUCGGGGCAGAACAAAGGUGCCUACGAGCGUGUUUCGAGGUAACGCCAAUGAUUUUUCCCCUGAUUCAUCCGUGGGUGUAUGUUGGUCGUCUUUUUCUGCACGCUUGUCGUUUUUCUGCAUGCUUGUCGUUUUUCUGCACGCUUGUCGUUUUUCUUCACACGUGCCAGUACAGGCGGCGUGUGUAGGCGGUGUUCGAUUUGGCUACAUGUGGGUCGACUUGCAGGGUGGUGCAUUUGGCGGCAAGGAUGAGGCGGUGCAAGCGACAGGGUUGUGCAGAGGGGCGUUUCGCGGUCUCGGUGAUGGCAUUUAUCGUAGGUUUUGGUCCGUGGCGCUUGGUUGAGUAGCACCGUUGCAGGGAAAUCGUUGAGUAGGUUGAUGGUUUGUUUUGGUAGGCAUUCGUCCGUAGCACUUCGUGAAUUAACACCGUUGACUGAUCAUGUGCUUCGUGCGUACUGUUAUUGCGUUAUUUAGUACCAUAGGUUCAUGCGCAGGGUAUUUCCAUUCUGCGCGUGCUUGCAUAUAUAUAUUUAUUUCCCGAGGUAGAGUCUGAGCCAUAGGCUCGCGCGAAGGUUUUCGUGAUUGAUACACCCAUGGUUUCGGCUACAUCUGGUUCGAUUGGCAGGGUGGCGCUUUUCGCGGUAUGGAUGAAGCGAUGCCAUGAACAAGGUCGUGCAGAGGGGCGUUUCUCGGUACAUGACGGUGACAGCAUUUGAUGUAC
This is a messenger RNA of Ectocarpus siliculosus, 2808 nucleotides long. Lineage: Eukaryota; Phaeophyceae; Ectocarpales; Ectocarpaceae. The record is from the annotation of a GenBank genome assembly.